AUGGAAAAUGAAUCAUUCAAUCCUUUAUAUCUAUUAGAUAAAAAUCAACCUUUUGAUUCUGAAAAGUUAAAAUUAUUAGAUAAUGUGGUUGAAGCAUUAUUAGAUACAAAAGAUAAAAAUAGAAGAGAUUUUGCACAAAAUUUAUUAAAUCAAUUUAAAAUGUUAGAUAAUGCUUGGAGAUCUGUAUCAAUUAUAUUAGAACAUAGUGAAAAUGUAAAUACAAAAUUUUAUGGCUUACAAAUAUUAGAAGAAUGUAUUAAUAAUAAAUGGAAUAUUCUCCCUCCAGAAGAAAAAGAAGGAAUGAAAAAUUUCAUUGCUUGUUAUACUAUAACUUUAUCAACAGAAGGAACAACGAUAGGAAUAGAUAGACAUUUAUUAAACAAAUUAGAUGAAACAUUAAUUCAAAUAGUAAAAAAAGAAUGGCCAGAUUCUUGGUCUAGUUUUAUUCCAGAUAUAGUAAAUUCAGCUAAGUUAAACCAAAAUGUUUGUGAGAAUAAUAUGAAAUUAUUAAAUAUGUUAAGUGAAGAAGUAUUUGAAUUUGGAAAUGAAACAUUAAUUAAAAAAAAAAAAGAAAAAUUAAGAAAUGAAUAUGCUAGUCAAUUUCAAGAAGUAUAUAAUUUAUGUUUGUAUAUAUUAGAGGCAAAUGUUUAUAAUAAAAGGAGUACUAAUACUUCUUUAAUUAAACAAACAUUAAAUUGUUUAUCAAAUUUUUUUAAAUGGAUACCAUUAACUUACAUCUUUGAUAAAUAUAAAUUUAAUGAUAAUAAUAUUCAAAUAAUUGAUUUACUAUUUGAUCAUUUUUGGGAUGAUAUUUCUUAUAAGAUAGAAUGUGUAAAAUGUAUACAAGAAAUUGUUAUGCUAAAAAUUGAUGAAAAAAAUAUCAUAUAUUUUGAUAAUGUAUUUAUAAAUUUAUGGUCAAAAUUAGUAAGCAAAAUUAAAUUAUUACCAAAUGCCAAUGAAAUGAAAAAUAUUCCUCCUGAAUUAAAAAUUUUUUGGGAACAAUAUUUUUUACAAUUAAGCAUUUGUAUUACAAGUUUUUUAAAAAAUUAUAGAGAGAAAAUUGUAGAAAAAAAUAACAAUACAAAUGAUGUAAAUACUGUAUUUAAAUUUUUAAAUAUGCUUGCUAAUAGUAAUAUGGAAGAAGUAUUUUUAAUUAUUAUAGAUUAUUAUAAUAUAUUUACAGAACAAUUAAUAAGAGAAUUAAUAACACGAUUAGAGCAAGAACAUAAUUUAAAAAAUAAAAAUUGUUCUAAUUCAUCAACAGAGUUAAAAAACUCUUUAACAUCAAUCGCAUCCUUAAAUUUGGAAUCAUCAUCAUUAAGUAAUAGAAAAUCCUAUAGUUUUGCAACCAUGAAUAAUGAUAUAAAUGCAACUAAUAAUAAAGCAAUUAAUAUUAAUGAAUAUUCAUCUAUUUUAGAUAAGAUAGAUUUAACACCUACUGAAAUUAGAAAAAUGUGUCCAAGAAUAAAAUUAUAUGAAUUUAUUUUAAAUGAUAUUAGAAAAACUGUUAUUGAAAAGAUGGCAAAACCUCAAGAAAUUUAUAUUUCUUAUGAUAAUGAGACAGGAGAAGUAGUGAGGGAUUUUGAACCAGAUACAACAGAAAUAGCUUUAUAUAAUACUAUGAAAACAACUUUAGUAUACUUAACAUAUUUAGGCUCAGAAAAAACAAUGGAACUAAUAGUAGAGUUAUUAAACAAGGAAUCUGAAAAGUCUUUAAAGAAUACUAACAAAAAUGAAGUAUGGAAUAGUACUAAAACAAAUAGAAUAAGUUAUGCUGUUGGUUCUAUAUCUAUGUGUAUGACACUUAAAAAGGAACAAGAUUUUUUAAUGUAUAUAUUAAGAAUAUAUUUACAUAUGAUAGAAGUAAAAAAUGGAGAAGAAAAUAGAGCCAUAUUAGCUUCAUGUGUUAUGUAUAUAGUUAGUCAAUAUCAUAGAUUUUUGAAACUUCAUUGGAGAUUCUUAAAGACAGUUAUGAAAAAAUUAUUUGAAUUUGCUGAAAAUGAGAAAGUACAAGAUAUGGCAGCAGAAACUAUUUUAAAAAUUUGUAAACAAUGUAAAAAUGUGAUUGCUAAGAAUAAUCAUUCUAAUGAUAACAAUGAAUCAUUUUUUAGUACUUUUAUUAAAUUUCAUAAUAAUAUCAUGCAUAAAUUACCAGAAAAAUUAAAUCUUCUUCUAUAUGAAGCUAUUGCACAUGUGAUUUCUUGUUUUCCUUAUGAAGAAAAACAAGAAAGCAUAAAAAUUUUGAUGAGUAAAUUAAUGAAUUUAUGGAAUUCUUUAAUAUAUUCUAAUAAUGGAGUUAAAGAUAUAAAUAACCAAAAUUCUCUAAAUAAUAAUUUAAGUAAUAACCCUGAUGAUAUGAAAAAUUUAGAACAUUUAUGUACUUAUGAAAAUUCAAAAUUAAUUAUUACUUUUGUAAGAGUAAAUUGUAGAUUAGCUUAUGCGUUAUCAUAUUUUUAUUAUGAACAAUUAUCUUUAGUAUUUUUAGAUUUCUUAAGAAUUUAUCAACUAUAUAGCAAGUUCAUUAAUUUAGAAGUAGAAACGAAUGGGACGAAAAGAAUUAAACAUGCUCAAUUUAGAAAUUUAUUUUUAAUGAAAAGAGAAUUUUUACAUUUAAUUGAAACUACUAUAGAAAGAAGUUGUUAUAAUAUACAAGAAUUAGAAGAAGAAUUAUUAAAAAGGGAACAAAAAAAAUUGAAAAAUGAAAUAGAUGAAUCUAUGGAUAUUCCCCUACCAACUAUUGAAGAAGCAAAACAAAUUAAUUUUCAAAUGACUAGUAAUAUAUUAAAUGUUUUAUUAGAAACAAUAUUAGUUGAUUAUAGGGAUAGUAAUCCACAUAUAAAAGAUGCAGAAGUAUUUUCUUUAUUAUCAACUGUAUUUAAAAAAAUUGAAAAUGUUACUUGUCCUAUUUUGCCAACAGUAUUAAAUUAUGUUUUAUUACCAACUAUUGAUAUGAUAAAAAAUGAUUUCUCUUCUUAUCCUGAACAUAGAGAAAAAUUUUACAAUUUUCUAGAUGCAUGUGUUAAGCACUGUUUUGAUUAUUUAUUUACUUUAGAUUCAGAAAUAUUUAAUACUUUUAUUCAAUCAUUAUUAUGGGCAAUCAAGCAUGAACAUCCAUCCGUUGCUGAUCAUGGUUUAAGAAUAACUCACCAAUUUCUUCAUAAUAUUAUUAUAAAGAAAAAAGAAUACUUAGAAGAAUUUUGUAAAGCAUUUUACUAUAUUAUAUUAAAUGAAAUUUUUAAAACAUUAACAGACUCUUUUCAUAAAUCAGGUUUUCAUUAUCAAACCAUAAUUCUCAUGAAUUUACUGAGAUUGCUUGAAUUUGAAGUAGUAAAUAUCCCUGAUGCAGAAAUAACAAAACCUCAUAUAAUAAAACAUGUGCAAACCUUCUUAUCACAAUCAUUUGAAAAUUUAAAUCAAAAGCAAAUUGAAACAUUUUCAGUAGACUUAUUUAAUUUUUGCGUUGAGUCACCAUCCGCUUUUAGAUCAUUUGUUAGAGACUUAUUAAUAUCCCUUAAGGAGUUUGCUACUAAUCAAGAUGAACUUUAUGAAGCUGAUAGACAAGAAGCAUUGCAAAGAGCAAAGUUAGCAGAAGAUAAUAAACUUAUUAAGUUAAGAGGGUUAAUGAAAGAAGAUGUUCCAAGUUUUUCAGCUAUUGAUGUUGAUGACGAAUGCAUAAAUAUAGAAUAA
This is a messenger RNA of Plasmodium gallinaceum, 3687 nucleotides long. RefSeq names its product exportin-1, putative. The transcript is spliced from 3 exons. Gene Ontology annotation, molecular function: small GTPase binding; nuclear export signal receptor activity. Gene Ontology annotation, cellular component: cytoplasm; nucleus. Bases 1 to 3687 code for a protein of 1228 amino acids. The record is from RefSeq and is a predicted model, not a curated record. NCBI's taxonomy places the organism in Eukaryota, Apicomplexa, Aconoidasida, Haemosporida, Plasmodiidae. Gene Ontology annotation, biological process: protein export from nucleus; ribosomal large subunit export from nucleus; ribosomal small subunit export from nucleus.